Dunckerocampus dactyliophorus (ringed pipefish) is the source of this 4813-nucleotide messenger RNA. RefSeq names its product ATPase phospholipid transporting 8B1 (gene atp8b1). The transcript has 30 exons. Gene Ontology annotation, cellular component: plasma membrane. Gene Ontology annotation, molecular function: ATP binding; ATPase-coupled intramembrane lipid carrier activity; magnesium ion binding. The record is from RefSeq and is a predicted model, not a curated record. Lineage: Eukaryota; Metazoa; Chordata; Actinopteri; Syngnathiformes; Syngnathidae. Gene Ontology annotation, biological process: Golgi organization; phospholipid translocation. The coding region runs from base 161 to 3901 and encodes 1246 amino acids.
GAGCCGUGAAGUGUCUGCACAAGCAGGAAGAAGAAAGAGGAAGGAAACAUGGUGGGCUGAACACUGCGGCCGGACACCUACUGAAAGUUGGAUUCAUCCCCCUUUUUAAAAUAGUUACUACCCUUCUGCAGAGAACACGUAAGAUACCUGUGGUGUCAAAAUGAGUAUCCGGCGCACGGGCACCCAUGGAUCCAUGGGGCCCAAUGAUGAGGUCAUGCCAUACAGUGAUGAUGAGACCGACGACGAGCUGGAUGUGACCACUGAAGACGAAGAAGAGACGCCGGGAGCCCCACAGCCCCCUGUGGAAAUUCGACCCGCAGAGGUCGGCUGGAAAGUGAAAGCCAAUGACCGAGCUUAUCACCACCUGCCGGAAUUUGACAAAAAAAUAUUCCUGUGCUUCAAGAAGAGCAAAUAUUCCGGAAAUGCCAUCAAGACAUACAAGUACAACGUCUUCACGUUCCUUCCCCUCAACUUGUUCGAGCAGUUUAAGAGAGUUGCAAACGUCUACUUCUUGGCUCUGCUGAUCUUGCAGUGUAUUCCAGCUAUUACCACUCUCCCUUGGUAUACUACGCUCAUUCCUCUGGUUGUGGUUCUGGGAGUCACCGCCAUCAAAGACCUGGUGGACGAUCUUGCUCGUCAUCGAAUGGACAAGGAGAUUAAUAACCGGAAAUGUGAGGUCCUGCUAGAUGGCAGGUUCCAAGACUCGAAGUGGAGGCACAUCCAGGUCGGAGAUGUAGUUCGCCUGAAGAAAAAUGACUUUAUUCCGGCAGACAUUUUGCUGCUAUCCAGCUCAAACCCCAACAGUCUCUGCUACGUGGAAACAGCAGAGCUUGAUGGAGAAACCAACCUGAAGUUUAAGAUGGGACUCAGAGUGACUGAUGAGAGGCUGCAGGAGGAACGUCAACUGGCUCAGUUUGAUGCGCUGAUUGAAUGCGAGGAGCCCAACAACCGUCUUGAUAAGUUCACAGGGGUCAUGCAAUGGAAGAUGGAUCGCUAUCCCUUGGAUCUGGACAACAUGCUGCUCCGAGGUUGCAAGAUCAGAAAUACAGAGACAUGUCACGGACUCGUCAUCUUUGCAGGUGCUGACACAAAAAUCAUGAGAAAUGGAGGUAAGACGAGAUUCAAGAGGACGAAAAUUGACGAGCUAAUGAACUAUAUGGUCUACACUAUCUUUGUCCUUCUUAUUCUGGUGGCAGCAGGACUUGCCAUUGGUCACAGCUUUUGGUUCGAGGAAAUCGGCUCCAAUGCCUGGUAUCUAUACGAUGGUAGAAAUGAUAGUAACUCCUACAGAGGAUUCCUCAGCUUCUGGGGCUACAUCAUUGUCCUGAACACCAUGGUGCCUAUUUCACUAUAUGUCAGUGUGGAGGUGAUUCGUCUUGGCCAGAGUAAGUUCAUCAACUGGGACCUGCAGAUGUACUAUGCAGAUAAAGACACACCAGCAAAGGCUCGAACCACCACCCUGAACGAGCAGCUCGGACAGAUCGAGUACAUCUUCUCGGACAAGACGGGCACGCUGACACAAAACGUCAUGAUGUUCAAAAAGUGCACCAUUGCUGGACGCAGUUAUGGCAACCCGACCACAUCUGAGGGAGUGAGUCUAGAUCGAGGAAGGCCGGUGGACUGGAGCUGGAAUCAGUACGCUGACAAAAAGUUCCAGUUUAUGGACAAUUCACUCGUUUCCUGCUUACGAUCCAAGAAGGAUAAAGAUGCAUUGGACUUCUUCAGACUCCUCUCCCUCUGCCACACUGUCAUGGUGGAGAGCAAUGAUGGCGAGUUGGUGUACCAGGCGGCGUCUCCAGACGAGGGCGCCCUGGUGACGGCAGCUCGGAACUUUGGCUUUGUUUUUGUUUCCCGCACCCAGGACAGCAUCACCAUCAGAGAGAUGGAACAAGAGAAAACCUAUGAGAUGUUGGCACUGCUCGACUUCAACUCUGACCGCAAGCGCAUGUCCAUCAUCUUGAAGUUUCCAGAUGGUCGUAUUCGUCUCUACUGUAAAGGAGCCGACACGGUCAUCUACCAGAGGCUUUCGCCAAAUUCCAAGCACAAGGAGUCCACUCAGACUGCUCUGGAUAUAUUUGCCAACGAAACCUUGCGCACACUCUGCUUGUGCUACAAAGACAUCACCGCCGCCGAGUAUGAAGCCUGGUCCAGGAAACACAUGGAGGCUCAGGUGACAAUGGUCAACAGAGACGCCGCCCUCGAUCUGGUGUAUGAGCAGAUUGAGACCAACCUCAUGUUGAUUGGAGCGACAGCCAUUGAGGACAAACUGCAGGAUGGAGUACCAGAGACCAUUGCUAAGCUGGCCAAGGCCGACAUCAAGAUCUGGGUCUUGACUGGAGAUAAGAAAGAAACUGCAGAAAACAUCGGCUACUCGUGCUCCCUUCUGACCGAUGACAUGCACAUCCACUAUGGGGAGGACGUCAAUGAGAAGCUGAGCCUCCGUCAGGCAAACAGGAGAACCGAGCCUCCGGCUCUGAGUCGAGGCAGAAAGAGACCUGCAGAACCAUUUUUCCCUGAGCCGGGCAAAAACGCACUGAUCAUCACCGGAGGAUGGCUGAACGAGAUUUUGUAUGAGAAGAAAAAGAAACGCCGCCGUUUGCGUCUUCGUCGUCUGGGAAAGCGACCGCCUCCGAGCAGCCCUCAGGAUGGACAGCCUAUGAACGACUGGGAGAAAGAGAUGAGACAGAUUGACUUCGUGGACAUGGCGUGUGAAUGCGAGGCUGUUAUCUGCUGUCGUGUCACACCCAAGCAGAAAGCUAACGUGGUCAGUUUGGUAAAGAAGUAUAAGAAGGCUAUCACCUUGUCCAUUGGAGACGGUGCCAAUGACGUCAACAUGAUUAAAACGGCGGACAUCGGUGUUGGUAUCAGUGGUCAGGAGGGGAUGCAGGCUGUGAUGUCCAGUGACUUUGCUUUUGCUCAGUUCCGCUACCUGCAGCGCCUCCUGCUGGUACACGGGCGCUGGUCUUACAUUAGAAUGUGCAAGUUCCUCCGGUUCUUCUUCUUCAAGAACUUUGCCUUCACCUUGGUCCAUUUCUGGUACUCUUUCUUCAGCGGGUACUCUGCACAGGUGGCCUACGAGGACUGGUUCAUCACGCUCUAUAAUCUUUGUUACAGCAGCUUACCUGUUCUUCUAGUUGGACUCCUUGACCAGGAUGUUAAUGACAGACUGAGUCUCAAGUUUCCCAAGUUGUAUCUGCCCGGCCAGCAGGGGACGUUGUUUAACUACAAGAACUUCUUCAUCAGCUUGUUCCACGGCAUCUUUGUCUCCCUCAUCACCUUCUUCAUCCCAUACGGAGCAUUCCUGCAGACCAUGGGGCAAGAUGGUGAAGCCCCCUCAGACUACCAGUCAUUUGCUGUGGUCACUGCUUCAUCGCUGAUUUUUACCGUCAAUCUGCAGAUCUCCCUGGAUACCUCCUACUGGACCUUUGUCAACUGUUUUGCCGUUUUGGGAAGCAUAGCCAUCUACUUUGGAAUAAUGUUUGACUUGCACAGUGCGGGAAUACAUGUCAUUUUCCCCCAAUUUUUCACCUUCACAGGGGCGGCGUCAAAUGCUCUUCGCCAGCCUUACUUGUGGUUAACCAUCAUCCUCACAGUGGGCAUCAGCCUGCUGCCUGUCAUCUGCAUCCAGUUCCUCCAUAAAAUCAUCUGGCCCUCCAUAGGAGACAAGGUCCAAAGAAACAGAAAGAAGUAUGAGUUGGAAAUGCAACAGGAGGCGAGGAAAAAGAGACCCGCUUUCCAGCGUGGCGGGCGUUCCCGUCGCUCUGGCUACGCCUUCUCACACUCUCGUGGCUAUGCUGACCUCAUCGCUUCUGGGCGGAGCAUUCGGAGACGCCCCACAGGCCGAGGUGGCCCCCAGAACACUAUCAGGGAGGCUCCCGAAAGAGCAGCUGAAAACAUUUGAUGGAGGGCCUGAAUCAUUUUGGGAAUUGCAGUUUAAAGGAGCACAAUCUGCAACAACGCUGCUAAAGAGAAACAACUAAGUGGAGAUGAUAUCUUCCUAUGGAUACAUAAGUGCCUUUGAAAGUGACGUAAGAACCGAGGCGCUUGGUCAUCCUCUAUGCACAGACUCUGUUAUGCAAAACAACUGCCGUUUUUGACAGUCAUUUAUUUAAUUUAUCUCAGGAUUUUUAAAACAAAAGCUUUAUUUUUUUUAACAAUUAGUUCCCUAUACAAAGACCACACACUCACCCCCCAACACCACCAAUUCCGUUUCCAGGUUUUUGCUCCGCGCUCACAGAGCACUUGAAAUUAGUGUGUUUCCUGUCAAAUGUUCACACUUUUAAAUAUUUUAUUAGAAGUAAGGGAGGGAUGUUACGAUAACAGUGUGGUCGGCCAUUAGUAAGUGUCUUAUGCAAUGUACUUGGUUUCUCCGCGACUACAUUCAAAAUCUUUUAAACUGUUUUCAACAUGUGAUUAUAUAAGUUGUUCAUCUAUCUAAAAAAAACCAAACAAAAAAUUAUUAGAAAAAAAACUUCCCCCUAUGAUUAUCCUGAUAUUCUGCAUGUAGCUCUUGGUGGACUACUUUUUUUUUUUUUUUCAAUCUUUUACAACUUUGUGUGUGUCUGCAUGGAUAUGUGUAUUGUUUACAUUAAACUUGUCCUUUCUUUAGCCCUAAAAUCUAUUUAAGAUAUCUGCGACAUUCUUCUAAGCCAAACCCGAAAUACUGUUCUGUUACUGUGUCUUGGUCAUGCUGGUGUUACUGUAUACAGAUGUUUUGUUUUUUUUAAUCAUUGAAUGAUUGGAGGCAGGUGAUCUCUGUCACAUGAUGGUAUUUUAUCGUGUUGUUAAUAAAAGCCAAAGGUACGUGUAUCAA